This is a messenger RNA of Hibiscus syriacus, 1015 nucleotides long. Its product is annotated as transcription factor MYB56-like. Gene Ontology annotation, cellular component: nucleus. Bases 1 to 936 code for a protein of 311 amino acids. The record is from RefSeq and is a predicted model, not a curated record. NCBI's taxonomy places the organism in Eukaryota, Viridiplantae, Streptophyta, Magnoliopsida, Malvales, Malvaceae. Gene Ontology annotation, molecular function: DNA-binding transcription factor activity, RNA polymerase II-specific; RNA polymerase II cis-regulatory region sequence-specific DNA binding. Gene Ontology annotation, biological process: regulation of DNA-templated transcription. The transcript has 3 exons.
AUGAGUCUACAAGAGAUGAGUUUUUUGUCUCGCCCUGCUACCAACUCUCAAAUGGGGUUUCAGAUUCCAACCUCUUUAAUGGAACAAAGCAAUAAAUGUUUGAGCUUUGAGCCAUUACAAAGCAGGGGAACUACUCAGGCUGCUGCUUCUGCUGGAUUUUCUUUGGAUUUAGAUGCUGAAAAUGGAAGGAAUAAUAAAGCCUCUGGUAUUGUUGUUGCUGGUGGUACCAAAAAUGGACACACUAAGCUUUGUUGUAGAGGCCAUUGGAGACCAGUAGAAGAUGCUAAGCUAAAAGAGCUGGUAGCUCAAUAUGGUCCUCAAAACUGGAACUUGAUAGCUGAACAACUUGACGGGAGAUCAGGGAAAAGUUGUAGAUUAAGAUGGUUUAAUCAGCUAGAUCCAAGGAUCAAUAGGAGAGCAUUCAGUGAAGAAGAAGAAGAGAGGCUUUUAGCUGCAAACAAGGUGUAUGGCAACAAAUGGGCAAUGAUUGCUAGACUGUUCCCUGGUAGAACUGAUAAUGCAGUCAAGAACCAUUGGCAUGUGAUCAUGGCUAGGAAACAUAGAGAGCAAUCAAGCAUUUAUAGGAGGAAGCCUUCUUCUUUAGCCAUCACCACUCAGGCCAAUGCCAGCAGUGACCAAUCAACCAUUUCAUCAGCCUCUACUAGCACUGAUCUAGCACUAACACCUUCUUCAUUUUUCACCACUUUUAGUCCAAUGGGUUCAUCAGGUGAAAAAGUGAAUGUGUGUUACCAACAAGGACCAAUGGGAGUCGGUAUGGGUGUGGACCAAUAUGCUAACUCAUCAGAUUCUAACUCAGAUGUUUCAGCAACUGAGUCAGUGGGCACAAAUAGGACCAACCAACCCCCAACUGCAAAUGGAGAUUUGAAGAUCAACAACAUAUCCUUCAUUGAUUUCCUUGGAGUAGGAGCUUCUUGAAAGAGAAACUAUGGAGUUCUUUUUUAAUAAUAUUAUUUUUUGUUUGGUUUAAAACUAAAUAAUUCCAGCUUAAAAGAGA